Drechmeria coniospora is the source of this 1617-nucleotide messenger RNA. RefSeq lists its product as uncharacterized. Lineage: Eukaryota; Fungi; Ascomycota; Sordariomycetes; Hypocreales; Ophiocordycipitaceae. The coding region runs from base 1 to 1617 and encodes 538 amino acids. The transcript is spliced from 2 exons. The record is from RefSeq and is a predicted model, not a curated record. Gene Ontology annotation, molecular function: alpha,alpha-trehalase activity. Gene Ontology annotation, biological process: trehalose catabolic process.
AUGCUGGCAACACGCGACGUCAAACAUACCGCCGAGGAUCAAAUGUCACGUCUCUACGUUCCCUCUGAAGCCAAAUCCCAGUGGAUGCACUAUCAAAACAUGGCACACGAAAGCCCAGAUCUCCAUCUGGUGGUAGAAACGCUGCCACCAGUCGGUGAGCUCACGCGCGAAGCAUACCUCGAAAUCAGUCGGAAGCCUGGUUUGUUGGCUCUGGAUGUCGAUCAUGCUCCCACAGACGGGACGUGCGGCAUACGAGCCGUGCCAUUUGUUGUCCCCGGUGGCUGGUUCAACGAGUUCUUCGGUUGGGACAGUUACUUCAUCUCUAUCGGGCUCCUUCUCGACGACAGGACGGACCUCGUGCAGGGUGUAGUUCGGAAUUGGAUAUUUGAGAUUGAACACUAUGGUCUCAUUCCCAACGCAAACCGCUCCUAUCUCAUGCUACGUUCUCAGCCCCCCUUUCUGACGGACCUGUGCCUGCGACUCUACCAUGCGACUGAGACAUCCGAUCCCAAGGCAAAAGAAUUUCUCAAAAGAGGCAUCAAAGCCGCCAUCAAGGAAUACCACUUGGUGUGGAUGACACCCCCUAGGCUCGACAAGGAAACGGGGCUGUCCCGGUACUGGCCAGGCGGUGUCGGCGUGCCUCCCGAGGUUGAGCUUGACUUUUUUGCUCCAGUCCUGAAGCCGUUCGCCGACAAGUACGGCACUACCUGCGAAAAGGUUGUUGAACUUUUCAAUGCGGGAGAAAUAGACGAGCCAGAAUUGGAGGCCUACUUUCUGCACGAUCGUGCCACUCGCGAGUCCGGUCACGACACCCAGAACAGGCUGGAGAACAAGACAGCCGACCUCGCCAUCAUCGACCUCAACUGUUUGCUAUACAAGUUCGAAACGGAUAUUGCCUUUGCCAUUCACACAGUUUUCCAGGAUGACUUUGGAGAGUCGGAAAAUAGGCCGGAGUCAGAGUUCGAAUGCGACCUUUGGUCGUCGACGUGGCAUGCUCGCGCGGAGGCCCGAAAGGCGGCCAUUGACAGGUACCUGUGGAACGAGGAUCGAGGCAUCUACGUGGAUUACAAUACACGAACCAAGAGGCAAGAAGCGGCUGAAUCGGCCACCACGCUCUGGUCGAUGUGGUGUGGUGUUGCCAGCCCUCGACAGGCUGAUUUGGUGGUGAAAAGGGGACUCCCUCUAUUUGAAUGCGUUGGUGGGCUGGCAUCAAGCAGCAAAGCGACCGGUUUCAUGAACACGACGCGCCCCUAUCAAUGCCAGUGGGAUUACCCUCAUGGCUGGGCACCACAUCAGAUGAUGGCGUGGGACGGCCUGGUGCGUUACGGAUAUACAGAGGUAGCCAGCCGAUUGGCGUACAAAUGGCUGCAUACCAUCUUACGAGUGUUUGUAGACCACAGCGGUGCGGUGCUGGAGAAAUACGACGUAACCAGGACGACGGAUCCGCAUCUUGUCGACACCGAAUACCCCAAUCAGGGGCUGCAGUUUGAAGGAUACGCCAAGGAAGGCUUUGGAUGGACAAACGCCAGCUUCGCCUACGGUCUCCUUUUUGUAAACUCGCGGAUGAAACAUGCACUGGGCAUACCAGUCCCUUUCGACAUCCUAGAGGGGCUUUAA